Molecule: messenger RNA, 2814 nt
Organism: Octopus bimaculoides (California two-spot octopus)
Lineage: Eukaryota; Metazoa; Mollusca; Cephalopoda; Octopoda; Octopodidae
Biological process (GO): centriole elongation; cilium assembly
Cellular component (GO): centrosome; centriole
Molecular function (GO): tubulin binding
Source: RefSeq, a predicted model, not a curated record
AUGGGGGAUAAAAUCCGGCAUACAGACACUUUCAGAAUGCUUGCUGCAUCCAUUCCUAUAGGAAACAGCUUCAUAUUCUCCGUUGCAUCUGAAGGUAUAUAUGACUCAGUGGAUGACAUCAUAUCAAGUUCUGAAGAUGAAUACUCACUAAAUAUUGAGGAGCAGAGACUGGAUGGCUUCCACGUGUUACCUGAGGAUGCUGGGAGUGACGAAGACGAUGAGAGCCUCUGCAGCCAAAUGAAUUCCCCUCGCAGAGGUGAAGCAAAUUACAUCGACCCAAACGAUGUCCUUUGCAGAGGUGAGGAGAAUCCACCUCUGAACUGGACCAGCAGCCAAUGCAAUGAUGAAGUGAGGUGUCUUGAAGACACUCCUGCUUUGACCGCCACUUCUGAUGAUCUUGAAUGUCUUCAACCUGUUAGUGUAAAUUCCUCUAACCUUGAUGACGAGCGACCAAUCACAUCGGAAAUUGGGCGUGCAAAGACAUUUCAACAAUUACUCGAAGAAGAAUUACAGAAAGAGAAGCCCUUCCCUUCAUCUCUCCAAGCCAACCCAAAGAGGAAUUUCCUGCGGCGUGGGGAAGGCAUUGCACGGUUCAAUCCACCGCCCAACGAGAAAUCAAUUCAGAGACAUGUACAGAGAAGUAACAAUCGAUCAAAGUCCAGUUCUACUCCACACCGCACUUUGCCAUUAUUGCUAGAAGACCAAACUGUUCCUAAAAGACCUAUCUCUCAGCCAGUCCUGUCUCGGAAUAAAUCAAAGGAAGCAAAAAUUGAAUUCGGAAAAACUCAGUGUAAGCCUCCGAUAUGCCCACCACCUACAAAUCGUCGCCGAUCAAAAUCUGCAACAGCUAAACCCAUGUCAUCAUCUUCUUCACAACCUCUGUUGUUAUCGUCGUCGCAGAAACCACAGACGACAACAACAAGGAUGCUGGCAACGACCCCUUUAACAUCCUCCUCUCAUUGCUCAGUCGGUUCUUCGCAGAAGCCACAGACAACUGCAAGAUUGAAGACACUAGCAAUGACUGGGCCCUCUAGCAUAACUGAUGGUGGCAUAAACGAGUUGGUAGACAUCCAGUCAUUGGUAGACGCAGGUGUAGGCAUUCCUGCGAACCCUAAGGAUGUCGAGAGGAUUUUGAGGGCGAUUUACGAUGGUCAACCAUUGCCGGGGGACUCUGAGCAAAAGGAUGAGGAGACUGUAGGCAAGGGUUCAGCCUUGUUGAAUGAAAGCUUAACGAACAGCAUCGAAGUUGAAACCAAAGAUUUAGCAGAGUUUGAAUUUAUGGAACAAUUAGCCGAUGACAUGUCUUUUUGCAGCGAUUCUUCCGUUGUAGUCAAGUUCAUGCACAAACGUCUUCCACACAGUGUUUCCAAGCUGACAGCUGCUCACAUAGCUCCAACUUCCCUACCAGAUUCAUGGAGAGAAAGGAAUUCGGCACCAAGUCACCGAUCAUCCGUCCAUUACGUCAAUUCCAUCAUCUCCUCAGACAGAGACGACACUCUGGUGAACGGCACCACAGAUUCUGGUUCAGACACGGAGGAGACAUUGUUCAGUUCAUCGGAGCACUGCAGCGAUGGGGACAUUGCCUACACUGGUGCCGACAGUGGGGAAGACGGUGGGUGCGAUGGCAAAAUAUUUUGGACAGGGGACGAAGUUACAAAUGACGGGCAUGUCAAGAAUGACAACAGUAAAAAAGACUAUAACAGCCGUGACGGUGAUACUCAGAUCAAUGGUGUUGUAGAGUAUCAAGAGUCUGACAGUGAAGAAAGAGGUAUCAGUUUGGGUCAGCCAGUUGAGGCCACGACAACAGGAUUUGGGUCCACAUACAUGACUGGGACCAUCCAGAAUAAAAUUGAGAACUUGUUCCUGGACUCUUCGCCAAAAAGUCAAAGGGAUCGGGAACGAGGACAGAGGUCACCACAGCAGGCAGAGGUGGUUAGAGCGGCCGGCAGGAUGGGAUUGGGGAUGUCGUCAGUGACAUCGGCAGCUGCGUCAGAAUCAGGUGUCGCCUGCAGACAGCGUCAGCAUCGGACUCAAGCCAACAGCAAGGAUUCUGGCAGCCACACUAUGGACCAUUCUGAAGUCAAGGUCGCAGUCAUCCCGUUGACGGCAAGAGGAAUCACACGGAAAAUUGCUGUGAAAGACAUUGGCAGUCAUCGGACAAUUAGGGGUGGACACAUGGAGAAAAGCAUAGGAACUGAGGAGCUUGAGCAUUUGGUUGGGGCCAACACUACCACAAGCAUGACGUUUGGUGGGAGUGGGGAGAGUUUGGGUGGCAGCAGGGGUGGGGGUGGUAGUGGUGGCGUGAAGGGGAAGGGGAAAGAUGAAGAGUCAGGGUCAGCCAGAUCUUCAGAUUUCUGUUCGUCAGAUGAAUGCAUGACUGAUGAUGACGGUGCCGUGGUAGUGGUGAGACAAGCAAGGAGUACCAACAACAGCAGGAACUCGGAGGAGCGUUGCAGCGCCAUCGGCGAUGACUUCGCCGCUGGCGUUCGGGGUCGAGUCACCGGUGCAAGCAACGAGUCGCCGUCCCCUUCAGACGAGUCUGACCACCACCACACCGACGAGGAUAGCGGCAGUGGAAACAACAACAGUUACAAAAGAAAUGAUGACGGUGAUAGUGACGAUGACGCCGACGCCGAUGAUGAUGAUGAUGAUGAUGACAAUGAUGACGGUGAUGAAGAGAGUAAGAGCAGCAGCAAUGAUGAUGAAGAUGCUUGGAACGACACGUGCGAUUCUGUGAAGAAGAUUGAAGAAUCCUUGUUCCAGAAAAGUCUCAGCAACAAACAAGAUCCAGCUACUGCCCUUUGUCAAUCCUGA